Messenger RNA from Tarenaya hassleriana, 2396 nucleotides. RefSeq names its product transcription factor MYC4-like. Gene Ontology annotation, cellular component: nucleus. Gene Ontology annotation, biological process: regulation of DNA-templated transcription. Gene Ontology annotation, molecular function: protein dimerization activity; transcription cis-regulatory region binding; DNA-binding transcription factor activity. The transcript has a single exon. Lineage: Eukaryota; Viridiplantae; Streptophyta; Magnoliopsida; Brassicales; Cleomaceae. Bases 256 to 2196 code for a protein of 646 amino acids. The record is from RefSeq and is a predicted model, not a curated record.
UAAAUGAUUUUGGGAUUAACUUGUUUGUUUUAUGAUAUUUUGUGAGGGAAUAAAAUGAGUAAAUGUUGACAGAAGAAGAAAAAGUAAUAAUGAGCUGUUGAAAGUUGAAUAAUUGAAGAAUCUCUCCAAGCCAGUUACUGUGUUCCUGUCCCUCUUAUCUCUUCUCCGCUACACACUCAAUCACCGCCUCUCUUCUCCCCUCGGAAAGUCUCCGCCGCAAUCGACUGGAGGAUUGGCUCUCCACUGGAUGUUCUCAUGGCCGAUUACCGGCAGAACCAGCCAACUAAAGGCACAACGGCGUCGAUUAACCAAUGGACGACCGACGAUGACGCGUCCGUGAUGGAAGCCUUCAUGGGCUCCGAUCACUCUGCUCUCUGGCCACCGGCUACUCCGCACCAGCAAUUAUCCGGCGGGGCCCACCCCCAGCAGCCGGCGGCCGCGCAGUCGCAGUUCAACGAGGAUACUCUCCAGCAGCGGCUCCAGUCCUUGAUCGAAGGCGCGAGAGAGCCCUGGACCUACGCGAUAUUCUGGCAGCUCUCGUACGAUUUCCCCGGAGGCGACGGCACCGCCUUGCUCGGAUGGGGCGAUGGAUACUACAAAGGAGAAGAGGAUAAGGGUAAGAGCAGGAAGAAGUGUUCUUCAGCGAGCGCCGCGGAGCAGGAGCACCGGAAGAGGGUUAUAAGGGAGCUGAACGCGCUGAUUUCCGGCGGAGAAGCGGUCGGAGCCGCCGAUGACGCCGGCGACGAGGAAGUCACGGAUACAGAGGGGUUCUUCUUGGUGUCGAUGACUCAGAGCUUCCUGAACGGGACUGGGUUACCGGGGCAAGCGUCCUUAAACUCUCGAACGAUCUGGCUUGCCGGGUCGGGUGUGCUGGCCGGGUCGGGCUGUGAGCGAGCCCGUCAGGGUCAAAUCUACGGGUUGCAGACGCUGGUGUGUAUUCCAUCGGAGAACGGCGUCGUCGAGCUGGGUUCGACGGAGGUGAUCCAACAGAGCUCAGAUCUGAUGGAAAAGGUCAACACUCUGUUCCAUUUCAACGACGGUGGUGGCGAAGCGGGUUCUUGGGCGUUCAGUCUGAACCCGGACGAGGGAGAAAACGACCCGGCCCUUUGGAUUAGCGAGCCCACCACCGGAAUUGAGUCAGGUCACGUUGCUCCGACGGAGGCGAUAAACAACGGUAAUUCCAACUCCAAUUCCAAUUCCAAUUCUCACCUAUUUCCAAAGCCUGGCCAUUUCGAUAACGGCGGUAGCUCGGUCGAGAAUCCUGGUCAGAACCCGCAGAGCGAUUUGAAUUUAUCGAGUUCUGGGUUGAAUCAAAAUGGGAAUUACCCUGAUGGGUCGCGGCCAAAAUCCGGAGAGAUUCUUACAUCCAGCGAGAAAAGGAACGGAAAUGGAACCGGGUAUUCGGGUCAAACCAGUUUUAUGGCAGGGGAUAGCAAUAAAAAGAGAUCUCCGGUCUCAAAAGGAAGCAACAACGAGGAAGGGAUGCUUUCCUUCACUUGCGGCGUAGUUAUUCCCUCCGCCGCCGCGAAGUCCGGCGACUCGGACCACUCAGAUGUCGAAGCGUCGGUGGCGAAGGAAGCAGACAGCGGAAGAACCGUUGAACCGGAGAAGAGGCCGAGAAAACGGGGAAGAAAACCGGCCAACGGAAGAGAAGAACCGCUGAAUCACGUAGAGGCGGAGAGACAGAGGAGAGAGAAGCUGAAUCAGAGGUUCUACGCCUUGAGAGCCGUGGUUCCAAACGUCUCAAAGAUGGACAAAGCAUCUCUUAUCGGAGAUGCCAUAUCAUACAUCAGCGAGCUCAAAUCCAAGCUCCAAACGGCAGAAUCCGACAAAGAAGAGCUGCGGCAGCAGCUAAACAAGGAGGAAUCUGGUAAAGAUUCACGGCCACAACAACGCAGUAAAGACCGAAAGGGUGUCAUUACGAAUCAAGAUUCAGGUCUGGCGAUAGAGAUGGAGAUCGACGUGAAGAUCAUAGGUUGGGACGUGAUGAUACGGAUCCAAUGCGGCAAGAAGAACCACCCGGGUGCUAAAUUCAUGGAAGCACUCAAAGAUCUGGACUUGGAGGUCAAUCACGCCAGUCUAUCCGUGGUGAAUGAUCUCAUGAUCCAGCAAGCAACCGUGAAAAUGGGGAACCGGUUCUUCUCGCAGGACCAGCUUAAGAGGGCUCUAAUGGCGAAAGUCGGAGAAAUCCAAUGAAAAAGACUCUCUUAUCUCCAUGUGGGUAAAGGUAAGGCUUCACCCUUUAGUAGAAAGAAAAAAAAAAAGCCCAUGAAAGAUGUUAACUUUAUAGGGUAAUGUUUAUUAUUGCAAGUACCCAUUUGUUGUUGUUUGUUGUAUGUUAUUGACAUGUAACAGUCUAUUUACCUAAUGCUGAAUAAAUGACAAUUUUGAUUAAA